Messenger RNA from Otolemur garnettii (small-eared galago), 2639 nucleotides. RefSeq names its product NOP14 nucleolar protein (gene NOP14). The transcript is spliced from 18 exons. The coding region runs from base 63 to 2621 and encodes 852 amino acids. Gene Ontology annotation, cellular component: small-subunit processome; Noc4p-Nop14p complex; nucleolus. NCBI's taxonomy places the organism in Eukaryota, Metazoa, Chordata, Mammalia, Primates, Galagidae. Gene Ontology annotation, biological process: maturation of SSU-rRNA. The record is from RefSeq and is a predicted model, not a curated record.
UCUGCUCUGCGUCUUGGAGGCCUGAGGGCGCCAGCGCCUGGAGCUGCAGCAGAGUGUACGCCAUGGGGAAGGCCAAGGCGGUCAGGGCGCGAAGGACGGCCUCGGGGGCGCGGGGAGCCCCGGCGAGGGUCUGCCCCAAUCCUUUCGAGGUGAAAGUCAACAGGCAGAAGUUCCAGAUCCUGGGCAGGAAGACACGCCACGACGUGGGGCUGCCCGGCGUGUCUCGCGCGCGGGCCAUCAGGAAGCGUACACAGACGUUACUAAAGGAGUACAGAGAAAGGGAUAAGUCCAACGUAUUUAGAGAUAAACGCUUUGGGGAGUACAAUAGCAACAUAAGUCCAGAGGAAAAGAUGAUGAAGAGGUUUGCUCUGGAGCAACAGCGACAUCACGAGAAAAAAAGCAUCUACAACCUAAAUGAAGAUGAAGAACUGACUCAUUAUGGCCAAUCCCUGGCAGACAUUGAGCGACAUAACGACAUCGUGGACAGUGACAGUGAUGCUGAGGAUCGAGGGACGCUAUCCGCUGAGCUGACGGCUGCACACUUUGGAGGCGGCAGCAGACUCCAUGUGAAGACUUCUCAACAGGAGGGCGAGGAGCGGGGAAAACCAAAGUCACGGAAAGAACUCAUUGAAGAGCUCAUUGCAAAGUCAAAACAGGAGAAGAGGGACAGACAGACUCAGCGGGAAGAUGCCCUAGAACUCACGGAGAAGCUAGACCAGGACUGGAAGGAAAUCCAGGCUCUGCUGUCACACAAAACCCCCAAGUCAGAGAGCAGAGACAAAAAGGAGAAGCCCAAGCCCGAUGCAUAUGACAUGAUGGUUCGUGAGCUUGGCUUUGAAAUGAAGGCUCAACCCUCUAACAGGAUGAGAACAGAAGAGGAGCUGGCACAUGAGGAGCAAGAGCGGCUCCAGAGGCUGGAGGCUGAAAGACUGCGGAGGAUGUUAGGAAAAGAUGAGGAUGAAAAUACCAAGAAACCAAAACAUAUUUCAGCAGAUGAUUUAAACGAUGGCUUUGUACUAGAUAAAGAUGAUAGACGUUUGCUUUCUUACAAAGAUGGAAAGAUGAAUGUCGAGGAAGAUGUCCAAGACAAGCAAAGCCAGGAAGCCAGUGGGGAUGAGGGUGAGGAGGAUGAGGGCGAAGGCUCCAGCGGGGAGGACCUGGAGGAGAGCGAUGGCCCAGAGAGCCACUCGGACCUAGAAUCUGGUGUAGAGAGUGGGGAAGAAAGUGAGAAUCCGAAGAAAGAUCAUCAGAGUCCUGGGAAAGGAUCGAGAACUGGUGGCCAAAGAGCUGGAAAAGCUGCCAGAACAGAGCUGCCCUUCACAUUUGCAGCUCCUGAGUCCUGUGAGGAACUGAGAUCUUUACUGUCGGGAAGAUCGAUGGAAGAGCAGCUUUUGGUGGUGGAGAGAAUUCAGAAGUGCAACCAUCCGAGUCUCGCGGCAGGAAACAAAGCAAAGCUAGAAAAACUAUUUGGCUUUCUUUUGGAAUAUGUCGGCGAUUUGGCUACAAAUGAUCCUCCAGACCUCAGAGUAAUCGAUAAGCUGGUUGUGCAGUUAUAUAAUCUUUGCCAGAUGUUUCCUGAAUCUGCAAGUGACUCUAUGAAAUUUGUCCUCCGAGAUGCUAUGCAUGAGAUGGAAGAAAUGAUUGAGACCAAGGGCCGGGCCGUGUUGCCAGGGCUAGACCUGCUCAUUUAUUUGAAAAUUGUGGGGCUGCUAUUUCCAACAUCGGACUUCUGGCACCCAGUUGUCACCCCUGCCCUGGUGUGCAUGAGCCAGCUGCUUACUAAGUGCCCUGUCCUGUCCCUCCAAGAUGUGGUGAAAGGCCUGUUUGUGUGCUGCUUGUUCCUGGAGUUUGUGUCCUUGUCUCAGAGGUUCAUACCCGAGCUCAUGAACUAUCUCCUUGGGAUUCUUUACAUAGGAAUUCCGAACAAACAAAGCCCAGGUUAUGCUCUGGUGCGCCCCUUCAGAGCACGUGGGAAGAACUCCCAGUUACUCCUGGUUUCUGAGAGAGAGGACGCAGCCACAUGGCAGAGGAGCAGCCUUUCCCUCUGCUGGGCUAGUGGACUGACAGCCCAGACAGCCACGGAGGCAAAUCACAUCAGGCUUUCCUGCCUGGCCGUGGGUCUGUCCCUCCUGCAGCGCUGUGUGCGGCUAUACGGCACCCUGCCAUCUUUCCAUGCCAUAGCCAGUCCUCUCCACGCCCUCCUGAUGGAGCACCUGGCUGACUGCAGCCACCCCCAUGAGCUCCAGGAGCUGUGUAGGAGCAUUCUGACAGAAAUGGGCAACCAGAAGCAGCUCUACCGGCCACUGAUCUGUGAGAAGAGCAAGCCUGUCCCGCUGAAGCUGUUCACCCCCCGUCUGGUCAAAGUCCUCGAGUUUGGACGGAAACAGGGCAGCAAUAAGGAAGAACAAGAAAGGAAGAGGCUGAUCCACAAACACAAGCGGGAAUUUAAAGGCGCUGUCCGGGAAAUCCGAAAGGACAAUCAGUUCCUGGCAAGGAUGCAGCUCUCAGAGAUCAUGGAACGGGAUGCGGAAAGAAAGCAAAAAGUCAAACAGCUUUUUAACAGCCUGGCUACUCAGGAAGGUGAAUGGAAGGCUCUGAAGAGGAAAAAGUUCAAAAAAUAAAAUUGUUUUGUAAACUAG